Messenger RNA from Closterium sp. Yama58-4, 768 nucleotides. The record is from the annotation of a GenBank genome assembly. NCBI's taxonomy places the organism in Eukaryota, Viridiplantae, Streptophyta, Zygnematophyceae, Desmidiales, Closteriaceae.
AUGUCGGACCGUCGCAACUCGCACUUGUCUCCCAUGCCCCUGCCUUUCGCGAGCGGGCAGGUGUACGCUGAAGGGUUCUACGUUAAUUCUCCGCCAGUCGCUUUUUCGUCCAUGUUCGGUAGCGACGGCGCGCUGGACAACAUCGAUGGUAACAAUCUGGAUGCUAGUAACGCUCUAGAUGGUAACAAUGCUGCGACUGGUGCGUCGAGAUUCGCCAAGGAGUGCGAGGUUGGCGAGAGCGGGAAAUCGGCUGCUGUCAUGACCAUUGGGGAGGCUGGUAACGGGGACGAGGUGGAUCGUGACAAUAACGAGGGUCGGAUGGAGGUGGGGGGUCUGGAGAACAUUUGGACCGACGAAUCGGAUAAAAUUGCGAACGUGGAGGGGAGGUUCGAGGGAAGGCUGGAAGGCAGAUCGGAGGGGCGAUCGGAGGAGAGAUCGGAGGAGAGGGGGUUGGCGAGAGGGCGACGCGCGAGCGCGGGGAGAGAAAAGGAUAUAGGGGACGUGUACGGGCCGACAGCAGGGGCUGGAACGGGUUGUGAUUGGCCCACCUGGCCUGAAUACACUCCGGACGAAGCCAUUGGAGCUGACUGGGCGGAGCUGCUGAAGGUCGACGACGAGGUGGGUGGUCGGAGGCUUUUUGUGCUUCACGCCAUUCGAGUUCCGCGCCUGCUUGCUCCGCUCACUGGUUGCAACAUCCUGCUCUCUCUCCCCGCCGACGUUCACUUUCAGACUUGCCUUGUGGUGCUGCUGUCUGCCCAUGCCCGUUGA